Messenger RNA from Lucilia cuprina (Australian sheep blowfly), 408 nucleotides. Its product is annotated as RING-H2 finger protein ATL3-like. The record is from RefSeq and is a predicted model, not a curated record. The transcript has a single exon. Gene Ontology annotation, molecular function: zinc ion binding. Lineage: Eukaryota; Metazoa; Arthropoda; Insecta; Diptera; Calliphoridae. The coding region runs from base 1 to 408 and encodes 135 amino acids.
AUGUUAAGUCAUACGCCAGUUAAAAAUUCGGGAGCGCAAGCUGCUAAAUCUCCACAGCCGGAGCAAGAUACACCAGUUUUUGAGAAAUGUCAUAUCUGUAGUGAACGAAAAGACAAUAAGAUAAAAUGUUGGUUAAUAGUUAAAUGUAACCAUUCCUUCCAUCGUGCUUGUAUUGAAAAUUUUCUGUCAGAGAAUAAUGCAUGCCCAGUUUGUAAUCUUUCUUGUGAAUUAUCAGACUUAAAGAGAGUUACGUUUCCUUUAAAAUCUAGUAGAUCUAGAGGAGCUAAAUCUCGUGGUGCUCAAACUGGUCAUCAAUAUACCACUCGUAGUAUGGUACUACAUGGUUUUCAAGAUACACAAACUCCGUCUGAGUUUCCUCUCCCAAGUAAUGCGAAUCCAUCUGAUUAA